Molecule: messenger RNA, 6614 nt
Organism: Monodelphis domestica (gray short-tailed opossum)
Lineage: Eukaryota; Metazoa; Chordata; Mammalia; Didelphimorphia; Didelphidae
Source: RefSeq, a predicted model, not a curated record
AGUUAACUCUUAAAGAUCACUAUAUAGCUAUUUUAAAACUUCCAUUUUAUUAGAGUUUUACUUUUGGAGCUAUUAAUAUCUGAAGUUCCAAGUUCUAAUAUUUACUUUACCUAUUAAUAUCUGGCUGAUUUCCAUGCUUUUUGGCACUCUUCAGAGACUAUCAAUUAACUAGAGAAUUUCAAUCAGCCUGUGGCACUACCCUUAGGAUACCAAGAGGAUAUCAGAGCUUUGUCAUACUUAGGUUUGUUUGAGUUGGCUUUUCCAGUGGCUACUUUAUCUCUUAUACUCAUCAGAAGGUGCUUUCCUCCAACAUCAUAACCUGCUUUCUUCUCCUGGUGAACUUUUUUGUGGGACCAUGAUGCUAGCCCUGCUUCAGAACUGAGCUAGGAAAAUGAUACUAGAACAUGAAAUGGAAAUCUCUAUAGGUCUUUACCCCUACCCUGUUUUUGAGAAAUUCUCUUCAAUCUGACCAACUUUCUAUAUUUUCUGUCAUACCAAACUACACUCAUUCAUGUUAAUUAUGCAAAGAAAAAGAUUUGGUGCUUCUUAAGAGCUUCUCCAUGUAGUACCAAAGCUGUUCUGUUUAGCACUCAUGGUAACUUCACGUCCUCCUCCAAUCUCUUAAACAUUUCUUGAAGUAGAAAACUUUCUUCUGAACACUUCUCACUUUACCCAGGUAUUGAAGGGAUUAGAGGCAGGAAUUGUGAGUCCUGUGGCCUCAUUUUAGAGGUCUGGAGAGUCAUUCAAACAAGGCAAAGAAAUAUUGUAGAAGGCAAAGAAGUAAAAAUGUGCCUUCCAUGGUAGCAAUUGAUACUCCCCAGAAGCUGCUAGCCUCGGUGCCUUACAAUCAAGCUCUGUUUCUGAUCUAACUCACCCUUGUGAGUGCUGACUGCCCCUAGUAAUGGAAGAUAGUGAGCAGGCCUUGGUCUCAGCUCUUUAACCAAUCUGUUAUUGAGAAGUAGAGGCUGCAGUAAAGGACAUGUUGGUCUGAGCAGUUGCUCUCUGAGGCCAACGUAGUACGCAGGUUACUUGAUGCUUUCUCGUUCUUUCUUUUUCCUGCAUCCCAAAACUUUUGACAGAAGUAUGUUUUAAGGGCAAGUCAAAGACUUGGGAACUACACACAUUGGCCUUUGCAUGCAUACACACACUUUCUAUUUUAUUUGUAGUAUUGCUUAUCAGUAAACCCAUCACCUUUUGGGGAAGGCAUUGGAAAUGCCAUGCCUAUUUAAUUCUCUCUACCCCAACCCUCAAGUGAUUAUUUUCCCCUUCUGAAUUCUGUAUUUGUGUGUCAGUGCUAUCACCACUCACUCAGUUUGUUGUUGAGUUGUUUCAGUAGGAUCUGACUCUUCAUGAACCCAUUUAGAGUUUUCUUGGCAAAGAUACUGCAGUGAUUUGUCAUUUCCUUCUCCAGCUCAUUUGACAGAUGAGGAAACUGAGUUUCCCUAAACCUGAAGAUGCUAAAUUAUCUUGUGAAACAAAGAAAAUGGAAGUUAAUAAAGAGGAAGAUUAUCAACUUGGAAUCACCACAGAAAUAAUAGGAUGUACUAAGAAAAUAAUGUUUUCUGAUUUACAAAAUCUACAGCUAAGGAAAACUAUGGAAAUAAAGGGUACAGUUACUGAAUUCAAGCAUCCAGGUGAAUUUUAUGUACAGAUCUGUACUUCAGAAGUUUUAGAAUAUAUCAGAAAACUUUCUACAAGCUUAAAAGAAUCAUAUAUGAAUAUGGUGCCUCAAGAAGAAUACAUCCCUAUUAAAGGGGAAAUCUGUGUUGCCAAGUACUCUGUGGAUCAGACCUGGAACAGAGUAAUAGUACAAGAUGUUGAUGUUCAGCAAAAGAAAGUACAAGUUUUGUAUAUUGAUUAUGGAAAUGGAGAAGUUAUUCCAACAAGCCAAAUUCAGCAACUGAACAAAAAUAUUGAAUUGUUUCCCCCCUGUGCCAUAAAGUGCUUUGUUGCCAGUGUAAUCCCAGCAGAAGGAAGUUGGAAUAAUGACUGUACCAAUGCUAUUAAACCCUUAAUAGUAGAGCAGUAUUGUUCUUUUAAAAUUCUUGACAUAUUACAAGAGGAAAUGAUUUCUUUUGCUGUUGAUGUUUUGCUUCCAGGUUCUGGAAAACACUUAGACUAUGUACUUUUGGAAAUGGGGUAUGGUUUGAGAUCCAAGGGACAAAAUUCUAAGAUGCAAAGUUCAGAUAAAAGUGAUUUUGAAGAUCUUGGAGAAAAAACAAGCAAAGAUAAAACACUGGCUGAGUGUAAGAGUAAUCUGAUUCCAAAAGUGUUAUCCUUAAAUGUUGGAGAUGAAUUUUGUGGUGUUGUUGCCCAUAUUCAAACUCCAGAAGACUUCUUUUGUCAACAGCUGCAAAGUGGCCGUCAGCUUGCUGAACUUCAAUUAUCUCUCAGCGAGUAUUGUAAUAAAAUGUCUACCCAAUCUGACUUUUAUCCAGCCAUUGGUGAUAUCUGUUGUGCACAGUUCUCAGAGGAUAACCAAUGGUAUCGUGCCUCAGUUCUGGCUUAUGCUUCUGAAGAAUCUGCUUUAGUUGGCUACGUAGAUUAUGGAAAUUUUGAAAUCCUUGACUUGAAUAGACUUUGUCCCAUGGCACCAAGAUUACUGGAAUUGCCAAUGCAGGCCAUAAAGUGUAUCUUGGCAGGAGUGAAACCAUCAUCAGGAAUCUGGUCUCCAGAGGCAAUUUGUCUUAUGAAAAAAUUAAUACGAAAUAAAAUGAUUACAGUGAAAGUUGUAGACAAGAAGGAAAAUAGUUCUGUAGUGGAGCUCAUAGAUAAGUCCGUUAAACCCAGCAUCAAUGUUUCUAAAAUCCUCAUAGAAGCCGGCUUUGCUGUAGGAGAAGGCAUGAUAUUGACAACAGAUUUAUCCAAUGACUUAAGAGAAAUUAAUGCCCCCUUAACUGCUGAAGAAACAGUAAAUAAAUUUGAAUGGACUUGGGUUGAACUAGCUAUUAAUGAGACUGUAAAUGUUGUGGUUUGUAUGUUAUAUAAUCCUGGAGAGUUCUAUUGUCAUAUACUUAAAGAAGAUGCUUUAAGUGGAUUAAAUGAAGUGAACAGGUCUCUAGCAGAAUACUGCCAACAAAAAAUGACCAAUGAUUUUAAACCUGAAAUUGGAGAGCCUUGUUGUGCUUAUUUUACAGAUGAUGGUAAUUGGUAUCGUGCUUUAGUAAAGGAGAUAUUACCAAAUGAAACUGUUAAAGUGCAUUUUGUGGAUUAUGGAAAUAUUGAAGAAGUUACUGCUGAUAAACUUAGAAGGAUGUCUUCCAAGUUCUUAAAACUUCCAUUUCAAGGAAUCCGAUGCUGGCUAGUAGAUAUAAAACCUAGAAACAAGCAUUGGAGUAAAGAAGCCACAGCAAGAUUUCAGAUGUGUGUUGCAGGGAUAAAACUUCAGGCUAAGGUGGUGGAUCUCACAGAUAAUGGUGCUGGAGUUGAACUCACUGACCUUUCUACUUCUUAUCCAAAAAUUAUAAGUGAUAUACUUAUUGGUGAACAUUUGGUUUUAAAAGAUGAACCACCAUGUAAAGAUACACAAAAUAACAAAUCUGUUAAUAAAAUUGACUUGCCAUUUGAUCCUGAUGUGCUUCAAGCUACCUCUUCUGAGCAGUGGAAGACAAUAGAAUUUCCAGUUGAUGAAAUUGUACCAGCUUGUAUACUAGAAAUAAUAAGUCCAAGCUUGUUUUAUGCAUUACCAAUUGAGAGUAGAGCAGACCAAGAAAAAUUAAAUUUGAUGACAGUUAAAUUAACAGAACAUUGCAAUACUCAGAAAAAUAGAGUACUCUUUAAACCAAGAAUUGGAGAUGUGUGCUGUGCCAGAUUCACAAGUGAUAAUUAUUGGUACCGGGCUAUAAUUCUGAAGGUCUCAGAAUCUGAGGUGAAAGUACUCUAUGCUGACUAUGGAAACAUUGAAACUUUGCCUUUUUCUCGGAUUCAGCCAAUCACUACCAGCUACUUGGAACUUCCUUUUCAAAUAAUUAGGUGCUCAUUUGAAGGAAUAAUGGAAUUGGAUGGGGAUUGGUCUCCAUUAGUAAUAGAGCUAUUAAAAAAACUCAUGUUGAAUCAGAAUGUCAUGGUUUCAAUAAAAGGAAUCAUUAAGAAUGUCCAUGCAGUGUCUGUUCAGAAACGUUCUGAAAAUGGUAUUAUUAACAUAGCUGAUAAGCUAGUGAUGGAAGGUCUGGCAAAGCAUAUCACAACUAAAAAUCAAAGUGUUUUGAAUAAAGGACAGACUGAUUGUUGCUGCAUAGAGUUAAGGAAACAAGUGGAAAAACAUGAACAGAUACUACUUUUCCUCUUAAAUAACCCAACAAAUCAAGAUAAAUUUACUGAAAUGAAAAAGUUGCUAAAAAUAAAAUAAUUGACCAAAACAAGAGAGUGCUGUGGUGAUUAGGACACAAGUGGUACUGCAACCUGGCUGUCAUGUCAUCUCUUACAACUGGUGGAACUAUUACUGUGAAUACAUAUACCAAUAUAAAAUGUAUUUUCUUUUGUUUAAUCAUGUGGAAAGGUGGAAACUUCUAUUGUACAUCAAAUAUAAAGCCAUAGUGAUGGCAUAAUGGAAUUAUUUUCUAACUGCAUGGAAGAUCUGUCAAAUUAUAUAAGCUGCUUCACUUAAACAAAACUGAUUUCUAUUCAGGUAUGCUUAGUUUAUUUUAUGCUCAAAAUAUGGAGGAAAAUGAAUAAUUUGAGAACCAUAAUAAGUGAGCCUAUUGUAUAAUGCAUACAUAAGGGCUGCUGAUUUUCUGUUUUAUCAGAAAUGUAGUCACUAUAAGAAAAAACACUUUAAGAUGGGAAAUAGAAAUGGCUAGCAAUAGGAUAUAGUGGAAUUAAGCAGUAGAGAGCCUAGACUCAUUUAGGAGAGAAAAUAAAGAAUCUUUGUAUUCUGAAUUUUUCUUUCCUUCCCCUCUACUUUUCUGUACUGGUUUCCCUUCACACAGCUUACUCCAGCCACCCUCCUUUAUUUCCCCUUAUUGGUAAAAUGCUAAUUUAUGCUUUUUUCUUCCUAGAACAUUGGCUUAUAUAAUGUAUACUCCCUCCCUGACCCCUUUAUCAUACCCCUAGUUCUCCCCAUCUCUUUCAAUCCAGUUCCAACUCUAAAUUGACAUGGUUUUUUUCAAUGGCAUUGUCAUAUAGCAUCUUUACCAUCAUUUUCUCUUUUUCAAACCUAUAGCCAUUCCAUUAAUGGUAAUGAUGUAGAAUUUGAUUCCAAAUAGCAUUUACUAAGUUCUGAAACAGAAAAGCAGUUGUCCUGAUAAGGGUACAAAUUUCUAGCCCAGUGUAGAGGAUUUUAAAAGUUUCCAUGAAAACAAAGACAUGUUAAAGAUGUCCCAGAUUCAUAUCCUGUCAAUGCAACUCAGUUUUGAGAAUUGUACUUCGAAUUUUCUCCUUAUACUCCAUUACAAUUUUGGAAAAGUCAAGUCAUGAAUUCAUUUUAAAAUCUAUUCAGAUUUGGAUCUCACAGACUUUUCUCCCCUUUAUUAUCAUUAAUCUUCAAUUUUUAUUAUACAUUGAAUAUUAUAAUUUUUCAAGCAAACAUUAUUUUUCUUUUUUACCAGAUAUUAAAACUCUGCCAUUUUGUAGUUGGCCUUAUAUCUCUUCUCCAAACAGACUGUCCUACUUAUUACCAUGGACCAAUAUUUUAAUUUCCUUUUGUUACUUAAAAAUAGCUUGAAAAUAGGUUUUUUUCUGUUGUGUUUACUAUUCAUACAGAUUCCAGCUAAAAAUAUUUCCUGAAGCAUCAGUGAGAUAUGAAAGCAGUUGAAAACACAGAAUCUUAAACUUGGGUUUCUUGUACAAGAGAGGGAGAAAAAAACUCAAAAAAUAGUAAAAACUUUAAUAAAUUAGAAAUCUUUCUACUUAAAACACCAUGGUAGCUUAAAAGAUUUUGCUUUAUACUUAUAUUCCUUACCCAAAAGAUUUUGCCUCUCCCUUUGUACUUAAUAGUAUAUUAAAAAGUGACUUAUAUAAAAAGCUGAACAAUAUAGUUCUUCAUCUACUUUUUUCCCUCAAGGAGUUCAAAUCACAGGGGGAAAAUAUGAAAAAAAAAAUCUUUCAAAACAAAGUUAACCGUGGAAGUGGAUUAGCAACACAUACUAAUAGCACAAAAUAAGUGUUGUAUUCUUUCAAAUACAAGUCAAAUACCAUUAUGUCACACUUAAAAGGAGUGUACAUCUUAUUUUGUUGUACUGGAAUUUAGUUGUAUGGAAUAUUGCUUGAAAUAAGUGAAGCUUGGUAAUUUCUUGUUAUCUAGCUAUUUUGUUAUAGUGGUUAUUUUUUGAAAUGACAAUUGACCUCUACCAGUAGAGUUUUGGUUUGAAUUUUCUGUAAAAGAUCACUUUUGAUCUUAGUAUUCAUUUCUCUGUGAAGAAUUUUUAUAGAGGGUAACAAGUGAUAGACAAGUCUGUCCCUCCUGCUAACUUUUAUGCUUGUUCUACAUGCUUAUGUUUCAAAUGCUAUUGAAUCCACAGUAUUGUUGGAGUAAAUUACUGUGUAACUAGUGCCUAGAAAUCAUAAUUUUGUUUUGACUUGUAAUUAUUUCUUUACUCCUUGAUUUUGAUGAUAACUUUUGUUAACUUUAAAAAAACUUUAAUGUACUCAGUGUCAUUAAAUGUUCUACUAAUGUU